Messenger RNA from Aphis gossypii (cotton aphid), 2041 nucleotides. RefSeq names its product sideroflexin-2 (gene Sfxn2). The coding region runs from base 313 to 1287 and encodes 324 amino acids. Gene Ontology annotation, molecular function: monoatomic ion transmembrane transporter activity. The transcript is spliced from 9 exons. NCBI's taxonomy places the organism in Eukaryota, Metazoa, Arthropoda, Insecta, Hemiptera, Aphididae. Gene Ontology annotation, biological process: monoatomic ion transport; serine import into mitochondrion. Gene Ontology annotation, cellular component: mitochondrial inner membrane. The record is from RefSeq and is a predicted model, not a curated record.
UUAUCGGCUUCUACUACCGAGUACCGGAGUUCGGGAGUUCGCAUCAUAGAUUAACGGAAUACAAUAAUACAUUCAACAUUGCGCUCGCUCAUGUAUUUAAUAAUAUAAAUUAUAAAUGGCGCGGCGUUACGAUUCAACUGUCACUGUCACGACUUACGAGUCUAUUUGUGAAUGAUAUAUAAAAAAGAAUAUUGUUUUAAAUACGAAAGACGUGCGAUUCUCAAAACCGUACUUAGAGGAACUGAACGGACAUAACUAAUAUUUGUCAAAGUGCUUAUUGAUAUUUAAUUAAGAAAAUAUUUACAUUUUAAAAUGAACACACCGUUUGAAAUGGAAAAAUGUCCUUGGGAUCAGAGUACUUAUGUUGGACGAUGGCAUUAUUAUUUUUGGGUAACAAACCCUAUGCUAUGUUUAAAAACGGAUCAAGAACUUGAAAAAGCCAAGUCUUUACGUUCAUCCUAUCUAAAUGGUACACUUCCACCUGGUACAACUACUGAACAAUUGUUAGCCGCCAAACAGAUUUAUGAAAGUUCAUUUCACCCUGAUACUGGACAAAAACAAAAUGUAUUUGGUCGAAUGUGCUUUCAAGUCCCUGGGGGUAUGGCGAUUACUGGAGCGAUGUUGUCUUUUUAUAAGACUGUACCAGCUGUAGUGUUUUGGCAAUGGAUUAAUCAGUCAUUCAAUGCUUUGGUCAACUAUACCAAUCGAAAUGCUAACUCUCCCCUUAGUCAAACUCAAAUGGCCACUGCUUACUGUUCAGCAACCAUUGCUGCUUGUGUGACAUCCAUAAAAUUCAAACAAUACCUAACCAACAAUGCUUCACCUUUUUUUCAAAGAUAUGUUCCAUUUGCCGCGGUUGCAGCUGCAAAUUGUGUGAACAUACCAUUGAUGCGCCAGACUGAAUUAUUGAAAGGUGUAGAUGUUUAUGAUGCCGAUAAAAAUAGAGUUGGCUGUUCAAAAUUAGCUGCUGCUAAAGGAAUAUCCCAAGUAAUAGUAUCAAGAAUUGUUAUGUGUGCACCUGGAAUGGUAUUGUUACCUGUUAUAAUGGAAAAACUUGAAAACAAAAGUACAUGGUUUAAGCGUAAUACCUGGAUCCAUGCUCCAUUCCAAACACUUGCUGUUGGUUGUUUUUUGAUUGGUAUGGUGCCAACUGCAUGUGCCCUGUUUCCUCAGUUCAGUUCCAUUAAAUUAAGUACUUUGGAGAAAUUUGAGAAUGCUGCAUACUGUGACAUUGUGAACAACUGUAAGAAUCCACCUGCUGUUGUGUACUGCAAUAAAGGACUUUAACAUUACAAUCUCAUUUACUGAUAGUGUCUUUAAAAAUGUACUCAUUAGAUUUACCUAUUUAUUGUGAAAUAAUUUUUAAAAAACCAAUAUUUAACUAGGGUGCACAUAAUCACUAAAGACAAUUACAGGAAACUGAUAUAUGGCUUGCUAGAACUUUUGAUAAUACUGGGUAGUUGAAAAGUACAUAUUAUGUCAGCAUUACAUAUUAUAUUUUGUUUUUACUGACAUUUGUUUGCAUAAUAAUCGUCCAAUUAAUAUUUUCUUUUUUUUGAUACAAUGUUAAUUUUGAUAUACAUUUUUCUGUUUUACCUAUAUGUUUUUAAAAAUCAAAUGUAAUAACUAAUUUAUAUGUAUCAAGUGCUUCCAACGUAGUAUUUUAAAUUUAUAAAUUAAGUAAAUUUGAUGAAAAAAAAGUGUAAGCUGUAAGUUAUAACAUGAUCAUUACUUAUUAGAAUCAAGUGAAUGUCAUAGCUUAGAAAAAUAGUCGAUAAUUAUUGUAAUUUAUUUCUAUACACAUAUUUAUAAAUAUUAAAGAUCUGAUUGUUUUGUUUACUAUUAUUUUUACUUAUGAACCCAAUCAAUAUAUCUAAAUCUUUUUAUUUGUAUAAUAAUAAGCUUUAAACAUCACUAUUUAACUGAAUGUUCCAAUAGUAGUAGUUAUUAUAUGAUGAAUUAUUUAAAUAAGCAACAUACUUGUAACAUUUAGUGAUUACAUACUUAUAUUCAAUAAAAAAAAGUUGAUAUAUUAUCAUUA